AAACGACUUCUUGAAUUUUGUUUUUCUGACCGCCUCAACCCUCUUAUUAUUACUGAAGAUUUGUAUGAUAAAAUUCACAAGAUUCUAUGGGAAAUCGUAGAGCCACCUAUAAUUAUUCUCGAUAAAAAUUUUAAAUCCAAAGAAAUUCAAGUGUUCAAUCCAAGAUAUCCGACAUAUGUACUGUCGGUUUCUGAGUCGAUUCAAAAUUUAAAAACGCUAUUCGAUAAAUUAAAAUCAACAACAACGUGGAGUGUGGAAUCUUUCUUUUUUAUCGUUGAAGUAAACAAUUUUUGUGACAACGCUAAUGAAGUUCUCAAAUUGUUAUGGAAAAUGGAUUUACUCUCAUCUUUUUAUUUGUGUCAAGAAUCUGACUCUUACAAUUUGACAAUCUACAAUUACAACCCAUUUACCAACUAUGUACCAUAUCCAUGGAGAAGUGCUGAAACAACUGGUCAAAAAAUUACUGAGAAGGGAACACUAUUUCAUCAACAUUUUGAUAAUGAUCGGAACGUUUGUCACAACAUUACCUUUGACAAAUCUAAAACGCUAGGCAAUCAUAAAAUUAAGACAACGAUGGCAUAUCCAGUACAAAAUGCUACUCGUGAUGAUGUGAUUGAUAUUAGCAAUUUUACAAAUAUUGUGAAUCCAAGAAUAUCAUCCGUAUCUUCUUUUUUCGAUUUGUUGAAUAUCACACCAUCUUGA
Molecule: messenger RNA, 702 nt
Organism: Cotesia congregata
Lineage: Eukaryota; Metazoa; Arthropoda; Insecta; Hymenoptera; Braconidae
Source: the annotation of a GenBank genome assembly